Molecule: messenger RNA, 2807 nt
Organism: Bicyclus anynana (squinting bush brown)
Lineage: Eukaryota; Metazoa; Arthropoda; Insecta; Lepidoptera; Nymphalidae
Product: tetratricopeptide repeat protein 28-like
Exons: 9
Coding region: 88-2400 (770 amino acids)
Source: RefSeq, a predicted model, not a curated record
AAUAAAAAAAUUAUUUAUUAUAUUUCAUUUUGUAUAGAUGCUGAACUACCUCCAAGUAACGAAGAAUUGCCUCCCACCUCUGAGUUUAUGUUGACAGCAACUGAGAUCAUGAAUUUGAAAAUCACCGCCAGACUGGUGGUACUUUCAUGUGCCCCGUCAAGUGCAGCGUUCCAAGACUCAGAUGAUCCAGACUCCGUUACAUCAGCCGGCGAAGGUGUAUCCCGUUUGUGCAGAGCAUUCUUGGCAGCUGGAGCUCAAGCUAUAUUAGUCACCCUCUGGCCUUCUCCUCAGGACACCGCCACUAAGAUUUUAUAUCGAGCUUUGUAUUCAGCACUUUUACAAGGAAGCAGGGUGGCAAAAGCUCUAGGAGAUGCCAUGCAAACAGUUCGUCACACCAAACAUUUCUCCCACCCUGCACAUUGGGCAGGUCUAACCUUAUUAGGUGUUAACGUGCGUUUAAGCAACAAAGUUGCACUUAUGGGCCAAGCACUGUGUGAACUGCUAGCCGCUCCAGACAAAUGCAGAGAUGCAUUGAGAGUUUGUUUGCACUUGGUAGAAAAGUCUCUACAACGGAUCGUAAGAGGUCAGAAGAACGCAAUGUAUACGACACAAAAGAGUAUCGAGAACAAAGCUGGAACUUCUACUGGUUGGCGGGAACUAUUGAUGAGCGUCGGUUUUAGAUUUGAACCAGCGGCAAACGGCAUACCUUCAAGUGUGUUCUUCCCUCAAAGUGAUCCCGAAGAAAGAUUAACACAAUGCUCUGCCAGUCUUCAAGCUCUGUUGGGAUUGACUCCAACGACGCUGCAAGCGCUGUCGAAACUUAUAUCGAACGGGAGUGAUGUAGCAGACGACAUAAUAGGCGUAGUUCGCUCUGUUAUAUCGCAGUUCUCCGUGAAGAGUUCUGAAAGUGAUACCUUUGAGGUUGCUGUUAACGUCAGGUUAUGGAGAGUUAAUGGAUGUCACGAACUUUUGGCCUCUCUCGGCUUCGACUUGGCUGAAGUUGGUCAAGAUGAAGUUACUCUCCGCACUGGCAAAGCGGCUAAUAGACGUCACAUACAAUUUGUUUUGCAGGCCUUACUGGCGCUUUUUGAUACGCAAGAGGCACCACGUAGUCUGAGCUUGGAGUCCAGCUCUAGCGUUGAAUCGUUAGCAUCCAUAGAAGAUGGAGACUUGGAGCCGCAUUCCGAUGGGGAACCACCACCAAGACAGCAUAGACAAAGUGUACCAGCCAUGCCACCUCCGCCAUUGCCAUUAGGAUCUUGCGGUGGUGCCUUCACAAUGUACGUUCGCGGCACCAAUUCUGCAACUGAAGUUGGUCGCGGUGAACCUGAUGGUAGAACAGCCCCGCCCCCAGCUCCUCCACCACCCAGAUAUAGAGGAGAAAGUGAUGCUGCCUUCACCCCGUCACCGCCUGCAGCACCACCUCCAAACUCCUCUGCGCCUCAAAGAGAUGUAUCUUUAGCGUUAGCACAUCAAACUAAAAUCAGAACUCUUUACACAAGGCGACCUCCUUCUACUGACGACUCAGAUUGGGAAAGUUCUGGCCACGACACAGUCUUACGAAGACGUCCGGAACAUCCUCAUCAAAGAUAUUUAGAUGCAUUUUACGAUUUAGCAUCAGCUCAAACUCGUCGAGCCGAAGAUGAAAAACCGGACCAAACGUUAAGCCAGCCAUCAACGUCAAAGCGAGCUCCGAGACCCAAAAUGGGUACAAACAGUCGAGACUCCAUGGCUCAAGUCAGACAUAUGAGCGGAGAAUUAACUCCCACAAUAUCCGAAGUUUACCACGAAAGAAAUAUUGGAUUAGGUCUAGCCCCACCAUUAGCAGAGCUACUUUUGUCAGAAGAUUCAAAAACUGAAAUGAGAACUGCUAGCUCCAGUGAAAAUUUACUUUUACAGAACCUAGAGAAGUUAGGUCUACUUGGGGAGACCAGCGAAACAGAGGACAGAUGGUGUAGUGGAAACGCUUCUCGACCUUGGCUAUCCGCACCUCCUUUGGAGACAGAUAUACAAAGUUCAGAUUUGACAACUGCUGAAAUAAUAGAACGGAAAAAUAAGUUCAAGAAAGACAUCGAACCUAAAAGAAAAGAAGAAAACGUUUAUGAAUUAAAACAGAAAGACGAUACGGCAGGACCGAGUGCGAUAGAAAAGCGGUGCGUUUCGCCAUUUUCGGAACUUUCUAGAAGGGAUGAAGGCGAUGGCAGAAGCAUUGCAGAUUCACAUUCUUCUUAUAAAGCUCUUGUUUUGAAUCCUAGAACACCAUACCUACCCGAAGAAGGGGAGUCGGGAAUAAAUGCUGGUAAUGAAGGAGGUAAAACGCACCCGAGAGUCAGACGACCUCCCGUACCCAGAGGCAGACCAGCGUAUACCACACUUGAUUUUCCACCGCAUAAAUUAUAAAUUAAACAAAUAUAUAACUUAUUAAAAUUAAACACAAAAUUGUUAAAUUCGUUAAUUUUGUAAAUAAUUAGGCGGCUAUGUUUUUUAUAUCGUAAGUAACUUGUAAAUGGAUUUGUAAAAAUAUUUUUAUGAAACCUUCAUUUAGAUAACAUAUUAGAUAAUUCUAUAUUAUUACGUAAUAAGUCGUAAAAACUAAUCGUAAGAUUGAAAUUGGUCGGUUUUAGUUAAUUAGUUUAGUUAAUUAUUUAUUUAAAAUAUACCGAGUAUUUCUCUAUUUUCUACUUCAUAGCUAGUACAUGGUUAUUGUACCUACACAAAAAGUAGACAUACAAAAUAUUUUAUUUCUUGCCAUCGACUGUUUUGUAAAAAUAUAUUUAAGUGAAAUACAAUACUCGCACAAAUCAAAA